UUGGCCUUCGGAGGCCGCCGUAGCGCGGGGGGCGGGACUCUGCACCAAAGCCGGGCAAGAUGGCGGCUUUCGUCCGCGUCCUUCCUCGCGCGGCGCUUUCCGCCCCUGGGAGGCGUUAUGGCAUUUCUCCCGGUGUGCUGUCGCUUCUUCAACAAGAUCGCUCAGUUCAUUAUACGGUGAUGCCACAUGGGCGCAGUGGACGUUCCUCGGUCAGUGGUAUUGUUGCCACAGUCUUUGGGGCCACAGGAUUCAUGGGCCGAUAUAUUGUUAAUCACCUAGGCCGUAUCGGUUCUCAGGUUGUCAUCCCGUAUCGCUGUGAUGAGUACGAUCUCCUGUACCUUCGGCCCAUGGGUGACUUGGGACAGAUCAUUUUUAUGGAAUGGGAUUCACAACAAGAUUCUACCCGAAGAGCUCUCGAAAACAGCCACGUGGUAAUCAACCUCGUCGGAAGAGAUUGGGAAACCAGAAACUUCAAGUAUGAAGAUGUCUUCGUUUCCAUUCCUAGAGAUAUCGCUCGCCUCUCGAAACAAGCCGGAGUAGAAAAAUUGAUUCACUUUUCUCAUUUGAACGCAGACAGUAAAAGUCCUUCAAAAUACCUUAGGACUAAAGCGGUAGGAGAAAAUGUUGUCAGGGAAGAAUUUCCAGAUGCCAUCAUUAUGAAGCCUUCUGAUAUAUACGGGAGAGAAGAUAGGUUUUUAAACUCAUACGCAGAGAUGCGACGUUUUCGCGGAGUGCCUAUGAUUGGCUUUGGGAGGAAAAGGAAGCAGCCCGUUUACGUGGUUGAUGUAGCCCAGGCAAUAAUUAAUGCUAUCAAGGACCCUGAUUCUAAAGGGAAAACAUAUGCCUUGGUUGGCCCUCACAGAUACAUCCUGUAUGAUAUGGUCAAGUACCUGUACUCGGUCAUGCACAGGCCUUUCUUGUUGUACCCUCUGCCUAGCCCCAUCUACCACUUUAUUGCGAGCUUCACAUCUCCGACAAGAGGUUUUCCUGAUCUCCCUGGCUUGGAGGACUUGGGUAUCAACCCAACUCCGCUAGAAAUGAAGGCCAUCGAAGUUCUACGACGCCAUCGCCAAUCCUUCUGGGUGGAUACAGAACUUGAAAAUGCAAAACCGGCCACUCCAGUCACUCACAUGUAACACAGGGAUCUCUUUAAGACUUCCGGGCUGAAAUGACCUUGGCUUCCUCGGCUUGAAGAAUUCUGUACAAAGCAGGUUAAACUCUUAGAUAACCACAUCCAGGUUGUUUUCCUAUCCUCUUUGUUUCGUGAUCACGAGAGGCCAUCACACUUGUUACUUUCAUGUAUGGUGGUUAUUUAAUAUGUGCCAGGGGGGGAGGAGUUCUUGGCCAAACAAAAUAGGGCCUAGGGAGGAGGUUACGUUACCAACUGAAGGAGCUCAGAAGCUGAGUAGCUCCAACACCAGGUCUCCCCUCGAGUAGAGCACGGGGAUAAUACAAAGAUCUGGAGGGGGAGGAAGUAACUCUAAAGACCUUAGAAAAUAUGACGCCAGCA
This is a messenger RNA of Thamnophis elegans (Western terrestrial garter snake), 1510 nucleotides long. Its product is annotated as NADH dehydrogenase [ubiquinone] 1 alpha subcomplex subunit 9, mitochondrial-like. NCBI's taxonomy places the organism in Eukaryota, Metazoa, Chordata, Lepidosauria, Squamata, Natricidae. Gene Ontology annotation, molecular function: protein-containing complex binding. The record is from RefSeq and is a predicted model, not a curated record. Gene Ontology annotation, cellular component: mitochondrion.